Messenger RNA from Cervus elaphus (red deer), 6420 nucleotides. RefSeq names its product SH3 domain containing GRB2 like, endophilin B1 (gene SH3GLB1). The coding region runs from base 346 to 1530 and encodes 394 amino acids. Gene Ontology annotation, cellular component: cytoplasm; membrane. Gene Ontology annotation, molecular function: protein binding. The record is from RefSeq and is a predicted model, not a curated record. Gene Ontology annotation, biological process: membrane organization. Lineage: Eukaryota; Metazoa; Chordata; Mammalia; Artiodactyla; Cervidae. The transcript has 10 exons.
CUCCGUUGGGGACCCGGCCGGGCAAGGCCCGGGCCCUGCUCUGUGUCUUGCAAGCCCACCGCGAAGCCCGCCGACGUUAGCGGCAUCACUCCAGGCGGCACAGGCCCUGGGUCUCGGCCGCUGCCGCCUGGACGCGCGGCCGGCUUCGAGGCGGUUGUUCUCUCCCCUCGCCCCACCCUCUCUCUCCCCCUUCACGGAAACGACAGCUGCGGCGGCGGGGCUGGCGCCGCCUACCUCCACCUACCACGUCUGCCCCCGCCACUCUCGCCCGGCGCCCCAGCCCGGCCGCGGCGCCUCCGUCUCCCCGCUAGGUCAGCCGGCUGCUCCGCCCGGCUGACGCCCAGGAUGAACAUCAUGGACUUCAACGUGAAGAAGCUGGCGGCCGACGCAGGCACCUUCCUCAGUCGUGCAGUGCAGUUCACAGAAGAAAAACUUGGCCAGGCAGAGAAGACAGAAUUGGAUGCUCACUUAGAGAACCUCCUUAGCAAAGCUGAAUGUACCAAAAUAUGGACAGAAAAAAUAAUGAAACAAACUGAAGUGUUAUUGCAGCCAAAUCCAAAUGCCAGGAUAGAAGAAUUUGUUUAUGAAAAACUGGAUAGAAAAGCUCCAAGUCGUAUAAACAACCCAGAACUUUUGGGACAAUAUAUGAUUGAUGCAGGGACUGAGUUUGGCCCUGGAACAGCAUAUGGUAACGCCCUUAUUAAAUGUGGAGAAACACAAAAACGAAUUGGAACAGCAGACAGAGAGCUGAUUCAAACAUCAGCCUUAAAUUUUCUCACUCCGUUAAGAAACUUUAUAGAAGGCGAUUACAAAACAAUUGCUAAAGAAAGGAAACUAUUACAAAAUAAGAGACUGGAUUUGGAUGCUGCAAAAACAAGACUGAAAAAAGCAAAAGCCGCGGAAACUAGAGCAUCACAACUAAACUCAGCACGCCUUGAAGGAGAUAACAUUAUGGUAAAUUUCUCUUACAUGCUCAACCUCCUGCAUGUAAAAUGGCUGAAGUCUGAACAGGAAUUAAGAAUAACUCAAAGUGAAUUUGAUCGUCAGGCAGAGAUUACCAGACUUCUGCUGGAGGGAAUCAGCAGUACACACGCCCAUCACCUUCGCUGUCUGAAUGACUUUGUAGAAGCCCAGAUGACUUACUACGCACAGUGUUACCAAUACAUGUUAGACCUUCAAAAACAACUGGGAAGUUUUCCAUCCAAUUAUCAUUCUAACAACAACCAGACUUCUGUGGCACCUAUACCAUCUGCUUCAUCAAAUGUGAUUGGUUCCUCUGCCUUGACUUCAACAAGUAGCCUAGUAAUCACCUCUCCUUCCAACCUCACUGACCUGAAGGAGUGCAGUGGCAGCCGGAAGGCCAGGGUUCUCUAUGAUUAUGAUGCUGCAAACAGUACUGAAUUAUCACUUCUGGCAGAUGAGGUAAUCACUGUUUUCAGUGUCGUUGGAAUGGAUUCAGACUGGCUAAUGGGUGAAAGGGGAAACCAGAAGGGCAGGGUGCCAAUUACCUACUUAGAACUGCUCAAUUAAAUAGGUGGACUAUUGAAAGAUACCAUAUUUAUAUACAGUUAACUCUUAAUAAAGCAGGUUUAAGUAUCUUUCAUGUUAAUGUCUUAAAAAACUGAAAAGAAAAUACCAGCCAUCAGAAACUGGCCUUUCUGCCAAUAAAAUCGCAUGGUGAAUAUUUCAUUACAAAAGUUAUGUUAGAGCUUUCAUGCCAAGAAUGUUUUGUUACAAAAUUCUCUUUCUACUGAGGUUUCACUAAUACGUAGCUUCUACUUUUGAGCCCCAAGUUAAAGCAGAAGAACUGUUUUCUACUGGAUUUUUCAUUAAUGGCAAGCUUUUUCUUUUAUGUAAAAUAAAUUUAUUGUGAAUUGGUAUCAGUGACUCAUUUAUUAGGUAUAAUUAAUAACCAAAGAAUAAAGUUAAAAUUUGUUUUUAACUUGGUUUAAAAAGAGCUCUAGGAUAUAAACCUCUUUUGUGAAAAAUGUUUCUGAAUGUUUUCAUAAACAAAAUUUAGUUACACCAUGUUUACCUUAUUUUCCAGCAGUCAUUGAAUGAUGACAGUAUUCUAUUUCAGUGAGCUAUUUUGAGGGCUUUUUAUUAAACACUACUGAAUGAUUUCUUCUAAGAAUAACUAGUCCUCAAGAAGUAUUACCAUAUUUCUCUAAUACAUUUGCAGUUAAGAUUCUAAAUCAUCUGGGACAAACUCAGUUCACUGAACCAAUGUUUCUAAGAUUGUUCAGUUGGCACCAUUUAAUCCAUAAUCAGAAUUGGAUGUGUUAAGAUGUUAUAGUACAGUAAAGAGAAUUUGUUCUUAUUCAACAAGAAAUCCUUAUAAAAAUAUGGAUUUGCACAGCUGUGUUUGUUAUAGAGUAAAUUGUAUGCAAACAGUGUACUUUUGGUUACUUUAAGCCUACAAAUAAAAUUUUAAAAAUUUACUAAUGAACUUAGGUUAUCCUGAUCAGGCUCUCUAGUUCACACACUAAUGAAACAAUUAGUAAUAUACUUGGAAUCAGAAAAUUGCUGUGUGGGCUAUUGCUAGGAAUCAGCAGAUUGUUACCAUGUCAGGACUUCUGCUCUCAUUUUCAUUCAUUCAUCAAACAUUUGUUGGGUGCUAGGCACUAUGCUGAUCAGCUUGGAAUACGAUCCUGACCAAGAUGCACUAAGUUCUUCCCCUUACAGAUCUUAAAGACUGGUAGAGGAUACAGAAAAAUAAGUAAGCAAUGGUCAUAUAACAGAGUCAAUGUCAUGAUAGAAGGAAAAUGUGAUACUUUGGAGCUUUGGGAGUCACCUCGUUCAAAUUUGGGUAGUGGAGAUGGUUUGGAGAGGAAGUGUUCCAGACAGAGGAAAAAGUUACGCCAGGCCUGGAGCUGAGAGAACGUAGCACAUUCUGUCAGCUCAGAGUGGUUCAAUCUGGCUUACACGUUAAGUAUAAAGGUGUAGUUAAUUUCUUUAGGAAAUGUUAAUGUGUCAAAAUUACAUGUUUAGGUACUUUGAAAAAUGAAUAUUAAGCACAAAAGAUGUUUUAAAAUGGUGUUUAAGAGUUCUUGAGAGCUUGGUGAACAUGUUUAUAAUUCAGUUUACAGUUCAAAUUUUAACAGUAGUUGUUACGUUUCUAUUCUGAGACAAAUUUCUCUGCAGUUUUAUAGUUGUGAAAGAUGAUUUGAUUCACCCUGUGAAUUUCCAUACUGUUAAUCCCCAGAGCUGCUCACACUGGUUAGUUAGCCAUAAAACCACUUGGGUGAAGCUUUUUCCCCCCAGAAAGGAAGCUCAACGGCCAACCCAGAGCACCAUCUAUUAUGUAAAUCCAGAUUUAGGCUUUUAGAAGAUCAUACAAAAAGAUCAGGUCAGCUUUAAUAGCAACUGUAAAUUAGGCUUAUGGGAAGUAGAGUAGUAAAAGGGAAAGAAUAUGAGUAGUGGAGUGAAAUUGUCCUGGGUUCAAAUCCAGUCUUCUUCACAUACUGUGCUCUUUGAGCUUCAGCUCAGAUGUCAUGUAAACUGCCAUUUCCUUGGUAGUAAAAUGGGGAUAAUAAUUAUGUCACCUUAAGGUUAUUGUGAGGAUUUUAUAGCAAAAAAAAAAAGUUUUAAAAAUAGUAAUAAAAUAUCUAUAAAACCUAUACCUGUAGAUUUUAUAACUAUCUUGUAUGUUAGAUAACUUGGGGGAAAAAGCUUGGCACACUGUAGAAAUGUGCUGUAAAAAUUUUUCCCCUUGUUAGCUUCUGUAGCUUCCUGACUGUUGGCCUUGUUUACAACUGUGAAUCAGAGAUUCAUCUUCUUUGUCCAUGCUCUGUUCUAUUCCUUAUUGAUUGUAUCUUGCACCCUCUUUAAAUCAGAUCAAGAUCUAGGUUUAACCUCGCCACAGUCAGUGUACAUUUUUAUCAGAACCUUCUGCUUUCCAUCAAAUGAAUGUUGCUUAUUGUAACCCAAUAAUGUACAGUAGCCUUCAAUAAUGUUAAGAGUUCAAAGGUUUUUUUUGUGCCUUUGUCCACCACAAAUCCAGCACAAUAUGUAAAUUUAUUUUUAUGUUUAUUGUUUUUUAGUUUAGUGGAGUUUUGUUUGGUUCUUUGGAGUCUUUUGGAUUUAUUUUGGUUUGGGCUUAUUUUAUAAGGUCAUAGGUUUAAUUUUUACUCAGGUAAAGGUCUGUAGGUUCUUAGGCAUGGAACAAAACCUUGGGAAGCCUAUUAAUUCAUGGUGCAAUUUAGAAUUACUUAAAUAAUCUCUGUGGCCCUGAGCUUAAUCUAAAGAUACAGUAAUGUGAAGGAUGCAUAUAUGAAUGAAAUAGUAAACUUGGAAAUAAUCGUAGGCUCUUUUUACAAACAGAAGUAACUGAUUAUCUCUUUUAUUUGUCCUGAAGGUAAUUAACAAAAAAGGUCAUUGCAUUAAAUUGUUUUUGUGGUGCUGAUCAGAAGAAUUCAUAUUGCAGGAGACUAGGUCUCAGAAAUGGGAAUGUGCCUCACUCUGAAUAAUGUGAGAAAUAGGAAACCUGAGGCCAGGGUCGCUAGUGGGUUGGAGUUCAUCCUCAUAGUCUGCUGUUCUCCACCAGAACAAAGGAGCAGGAUGUAAACGGAGGAGCUGGUCUUGGGAGGACAUGGAGAAGAUGAAAGAGCACAGGUCUAAAAGCAGCAGCUUUGUUUACCCAGGAAGGUCCAGCUUGCCUCCAUGCUUUUUUUAAAUGAUUCCUUAAAAAUAUCUUCCCUAGCUCCCAAACACCUGAAAGUUUGAAAUAUGUUUCCGUAUUAUGUAGCACUUCAGGUCUGAGUGAGAAGCCUUAAUAAUAGGAGGCUCUGCAAUGUGACCUACAGCCAGCUUUACCUCAGGGGCUUCCCAGGUGGCGCUAGUGGUAAAGAACCUGCCUGCCAGUGCAGGAGACAUCAGAGGCAAGGGUUCGAUCCCCAGGCUGGACGAUCCUUUAGAGGAGGGCACGGUAACCCACUCCAGUACUCUUGCCUGGAGAAUCGCAUGGACGGAAGAGCCUGGCAAGCUACAUUCCAUAUGGUUGCAAUGAGUCGGACACAACUGUAGCGACUUAGCACCGCACAACUUUGCCUCAACCCCUUCUCCAGAUGGCUAAGUGACCCUUACCUCGUGGUGAGACUGAAGUGGGGGUGUGGUAUUUGUCCACAGCACACAUGCCCUUUCUCCCACAUCCUAAUGGGAAACUGCUCAGUAGGGAAGUGGUUCCCAGUGUGAGACUCCCCAGGACAGGCAAUAUCAGCAUCACCGAGGAACUUGCUAAAAAUGUUAAUUUGUAUGUCCAAGUACCUUUUUUGGUACAUGUUGUCUUCAAGGGGCUAUAAAACUAGUCUUAGUUCUCCCAUGUAACAUUUUUAAAUACAUUUCAAGACAAAAACUGAAUUCUGAUCUUUACUGUGUUCUAGUACUAAUUGUAAUUAGUUACUUUAAAUUAUUUGUUUAGUAUGUAUGUAUCUGUCACUCUGGAAUGUAGGCUCCUGAGAUUGAGACUGUUAAUUCUUUGGAUCACAGUUAAAUUCCCAACUCUCAGCAUGAGACCUGGCACAGAGUAUAUACUCAAUAUUUGUCAAAGAAAGAAAAAAAUGCAACUCUUAAGCCUUAUCCAAGUUCCACUGAAACCAACUCUGGGAGUAGGACCCAGCAUUCUGUCUUUACAGGCCGUUUAGGUGAUUACCCUCCUAAGUUUGAGACUGGCUUGAGUAGAAUAAAGAUAAUGUGCCUUUUACCUUCAGGCCUGCUAUCUGACAUCACUUGAAAAUUCUCCCUGCCUUUUGUAUACCAACAACGUUUAUCUCAAGUGUAGAGGAGCCUUGCUCUGGGCUGCAUUACAAGUGGGUGUGAAGGUAUAAGGUAUCCUUCCUAUAAGAAAGGACAGUACUACUUAGAAUGCCUGUACUUGAUUAAUGUGAAGGGUUUCUAGGGAUGGAUGUGUUUGUCUGAAGAAGGGUAAGCAUUACCACCACCCACAUUUCCACUCUGCACUGUCACAGUUUGACGUCAUUAAAGUCAUAUCAGACUAACAUGACCAUCCUGGUGCUCGGGCUGCUAAGCUCUGCUCUCUGUAUUUUAAAGGAGACCUUCUAAGAAUUGCAAGUGCUUUUUUAAAAAAUACAAGUCAUAAGUGCAUUGAUAAAAAAGGAGGGAAAAAAGGAUAUAAAGAUAAAAAUCACAAUUCCACCAUCCAGGGAGCGCUACUGUUACCUAGGUGUAUAGACUUAGAGAUUCUUCUCUGCUUUUGUAGGUUUUUAAAAAUGGGAUCAAGUUGUACAUACUGUUUUGUAACUUUUUUUUCACUUGACGGUGCCAUGACUAUCUUGCCGUGUCAGAAUGUGUUUCUAUAUCUUUCUUAAUGGCUGCAUGGUGUUUCAUCCCCUGUGCCACAUUUUGUUAAACUGCUGUUCUUAGGGUGUUUCCAAUUUUUCACUAAUAAACUGCUUUCAAGGA